Messenger RNA from Trichobilharzia regenti, 2613 nucleotides. The record is from the annotation of a GenBank genome assembly. Lineage: Eukaryota; Metazoa; Platyhelminthes; Trematoda; Strigeidida; Schistosomatidae.
AUGUAUCAAUCAAAGUUGCUAACUGAUAAAAUCCGUCACCAUAUCAAUGUGAUACCUGAAGGUGUUCAACAUGAAACAACUAUCAGUGAUAUUAUAUGUUUAAAUGAACAAGAAAAUCAAUCAGAGCGCAAGUUUGAAUUUGUGUUACCCAAAAAUAUCAUCAAGAACUCUCUUCAUAGUUAUAUAUCAUAUAGUGAUGAAGUAUUAGGACCUGCUUUAGUCAACUUAGACAAACUUGUCCGCCUACCUACUGGUUGUGGAGAACAGAAUAUGGUACUGGUAGCACCGAAUGUUUACAUAUUAGACUAUUUAAAAUCUACACCAAUUACCAAUGAGAAUAAACAGAAUUAUAUCGAAACAGCUAAAUCACACAUUAUGUCAGGUUAUAUUCAACAGUUGAAGUAUCAACGAGAUGAUGGAUCAUUUUCUGCUUUCGGUAAGUCGGACCAACAAGGCAGUACAUGGUUGACAGCAUUUGUACUCCGUGUAUUUGCUAAAGCAUAUAAACUGGAGCCAACUUUAAAUAUUGAAUGGGACAAUCUAUUCAAAGAUGGUAUAAACUUUUUAAUAACACGUCAAAAUAUUAAGACUGGAUGUUUUCAAGAACAUGGAAAAGUUUUAUAUUCACCAUUACAAGGUAUAAGUGGAAGAGAUGAAUCCCAGUUGAAGGAUAUUCUACUUACCAGUUAUGUUAGUUCAGCACUGUUUGAAAUAAAACUAAAUGAUGCUGGCAAUAAUCGAAAUAUCAUGUACACGAGUAUAGCAAAAUAUGCAUACACUAAUGGAAUGAAAUGUCUAAGUCAUUAUCUUUUAAAUCCUGAGUCGUAUGAUGAAUUGCCGACUUCAGCGCUUGUACAAAUCACUCACACUUAUACACUAAUUCAACCGAAUUCUCAAUUCACUAUUGAAUUACACGAUAAACUAAUGCAAAGAAAACAAGUUGUACAGGAUCAAUUUGGUGAAAUGAUUUAUUGGUCAGAUAGAUUUGAUAAAUUUGCAACAGAUACAUCGAAGAUACAGAAUGAAAUUAAUAAUAAUAUUAAUAAUGAUAAUAAUAAUAAUAUUGACAACAUUGAACCACGUGAUUUAGAGUCAACAGCUUAUGCCUUUCUAAGUUUAAGUCGACUUCAACAACCAGUAAAUGCUUUAUUCCCAAUUAUACGUUGGAUAAGUUCAAAACAAAAGUCAAACGGUGGCUUCUAUUCAACACAAGAUACAGUACUUGGACUAGAAGCGAUAGCUGAGUUCUCUAAGAUAUUAGGCGUCCAUAAUCAUAAUAAUAAUAAUAAUAAUGGAGAAGAAGGGGAAACAGAUGCAUCCUAUGGCGUUCUUCAAAUAUCAAAUCAUGUGAAUAUUGGCAAUUUUAAAAUGAAUGAUUCAAUAACCUUGGAAAAACGACAAGUUAUCAAUCAGAUUGAAUUACCAUAUCUUGAAUUCAAAGAUGAUGUUGACGCUGGUGAUAAAGUGAUACAUUCUGUUUGGAAAUUAGCAAGUAAUCAAUCGAUAAAAGAUUGUAUACUAGUACAGAAUACCUUCAUUUAUAAUUUACCUGAAAUAGAAGAUGUUAAUACGAAAUUUCAACUCUCCUACAAUAUAAUAAUACCAACAGAUGAUAGAGACUGUAAAACAGCUAAACUCUCAAUGUGUUUACAGUUAAACUCUAGAAUAAAUGAAAAACCUAUCAGUACAGGAAUGUUAUUGAUACGUGUUGCUAUGGUAACCGGAUGGGAACCAAUUGUUGAACAGCUGAAUUCCCAGUUAAGCUCUGAGGAUGAUUCUUUAAAAAUGUUGACUAUCAAUGAUCAACAAAAUGAAAUUUCGCUGUAUUUUAAUGAAUUUUCUGAAGAAGAAGCUAAAGAAUUAGGGGACUGGAAACAGCUAAAACGAUGUGUUAGCGUACCAGUCAAUCAAGCCUAUUAUGUAGAAAAUGCUAAGAAUGCAACAAUAACAGCCUAUGAAUACUACUCACCAGAAGAAAGUAUUACUGUCACUUAUCGAUUAGAUGAUUAUUGUAAAGAAGCUGGGGAUAUGGAUAAAAUGCUCCGCAAGACUUCAAGUGAACCAAAACCCAUAACUAAGAUUCCCUUUGAAGAAAAUAACCUACUUAAAGUGAAAACUCUAUGCCCUAUAUGCACAGAUAAGGUGAAUGACAUUCAAUUCCUUUUAAAUGAUAUAUAUAAUUCGAUAUGUCACAAAUCCAAUGGGCUAUAUUUUCUAAAAGUUCAUGAAGUCAAAGAUAACAGUAUAAAUACUACAAUAACUCAUCUAGUACAAUCCAAUGUUAAAAUAACAUGGAAUACAAUUUUACAAAUGCCUAAUUCAAAUAAAUGCCCUUGUCAAGUAAUCAAUACUCAUCAAAAUCUAGUUGUAAUUUUUGAUAAAUUUGCUGAAAUCUUACCAGGUGUUACUAAAUUCAACAUUGAAACAUUGAGUAGACCUGCGAAAUUUUACUCAAACAAAGACAUACUACCUAUUCUUGAGUUAGCAGCCUACAAAUGGUCUAAUAGUGAGAAAAAAGCAACAUUAAAUAAUAUUCUGACUGAUGAAUUGACUAGUAGUCAGUAUUGUCAAGUAUUACCUAAUCUGAUUGAAUUUAGCAAGAAGAUGAAAUAA